CAAGCGCGAGGAUAUUCACUAGGAUAGUGAUCUCCUUGACAACACGAACGUUUGUUUUCGUCCUCCCUACAAACUGCUGAGGGUUUUAUUGAUGAAUUAUGGUAUUAUUGAUGAAUCUACAAAGCCAGCAUCAUAACCUACCUAAUGGCAAAGCUUAACAACGCGUCUGAAAUCAACAUGUCUUGCGUUUUGUUGGCGUUAUAGCGAAGUCGAAGUACUGUUGCGCUCUUGUGGCUGUAACGUGAGUUUCUGUGAAGUGUUGAGGAGCUGGCUGUAUUUAGGGAACUCCACGCGUCCAUAGAGGCGGCGCUUAUUGGAGUUCACUAAAGAGCCAGAGACAGUUUCAGCCCGGAGAGUCAUUCUGCUUUUGACUCAACGCUAAACAGUUGAUUUCGAUACGAUUUACAUCUGUUUAGUAGUUAUAUUAUGAGUUGGUUUUUUAAAUCGUUCCGUCCAGUGAUUUUUGUCCUGGCUUCCACAUGAAAACUGCUCAUCGACCAAAGACUGUAGCCUUCCCACAGUGCUGCCCCUGUAUUGGUUUUAAGGUUCCUCUGGACAGCUUCAGUCCCCUCAGAGAUGCUGAGCCAAAGCACAUACAUUGAGAAGGACUUCCAAGCACCAGAUUAAAAGAAACGCAUCUCCCUGUAUUCAUCUACCUCUGUCUUCAAACAUCCAAAGUUCAGUCUUAAAAGAAUGGCUUUUUUAAUAAAAAAGAAGAAGUUUAAGUUUCAGAUACACUUCACCCUGGAAGAGCUCACGGCUGUGCCGUUUGUGAACGGGAUGCUCUUCUGCAAAAUCAGACUGUUGGAUGGUGGAGACUUUUCCAUUUCUUCAUCCAGGCAGGAGGUUCAGGAGAACUGUGUUCGCUGGCGAAAGAAGUACUCCUUUGUGUGCAAGAUGAGUGCCAGUCCUGCCACGGGGGUCCUGGACCCCUGCAUUUGCCGAGUGUCUGUGCGUAAGGAACUUAAAGGUGGAAAGGCUUUUUCAAAGCUGGGCUUUGCUGACCUCAACUUGGCGGAGUUUGCUGGUUCAGGCUCCACUGUUCGCUGCUGUAUACUGGAGGGCUAUGACACCAAGAACACUCGGCAGGACAACUCCAUACUCAAGGUUACCAUUGGCAUGACUCUUCUCUCUGGAGAUCCCUGCUUCAAAACGCCUGUGAGCACAGCUAAGACCAUUGCCAUGGCUGGGCAGGACCCCUCUCUGCAGCUGGACCGCAAGGGAGAGGGUACCGCCGACCACUCUCCAGCACCCCUCGGCGGCAGCACUCGCCGAUCACUCAAAAUCAGACCCUGUGUGAACAACUCGGGAGGUCUUCAGGAGGGGUUGGAGGAGAACCUGUCCAGUCCAGAUGAAGUGUUCCACACGGGACACUCUCGCAACUCCAGCUUUGCCAGCCAACAGAGCAAAAUCUCAGGUGGGACUCAGGGCACGAUCAAAAGAGCAUCAGGCUACAGCACAGAGCACUCUCACUCCUCCAGCCUGACAGAUCUGUCCCAGCACCGCCGGAACACCUCCACCAGCAGCAGCAACACAUCAGGAGGCACGUCUACAACUAUCGAGAGCCCCGUAGAGCCGGAGAAAGAGGUGGUAAAACCAGAGAGGCCCCCACGUCCCCCUCGCCCUGCUCUGCCCCCAAACAGACCCUCAAGGAGAAAGAAGGACUCUGUGGAGAGCCAUCCCACGUGGGUGGACGACACACGAAUCGAUGCAGAUGAUAUUGUGGAGAAGAUUGUGCAGAGUCAGAACUUUGCAGAUGUCAGCAACAAUGAAGACAGCAAUUUAACACUGUUUAUCAGUAGAGAUGGUACCACAGCAUUAAGUGGCAUCCAGCUUGUCAACAGGGUGUCUGCAGGUGUUUUUGAACCGGUGGUGAUUGAGAGCCAUUAGAUCUCCGAGAUCGCGACGGUCACUCUCUCACACAGCCAUGUUUUUUUGUUUUUUUCGAUUGAGAGAGCAAGACAGGGACUAUAUGUCAGAGUGGGCAACUGACUUCACAACUUGCUCCUCUUAUGGGUCUGAGAAAUUACUUGCAUAUUACAGCUGUAACACCCUAAUUGUGCAUUACAUUUGCUGAGAAAAAAAAACCCCAAAAAAACUGGUGGUGGGUACGUUUUUGUAACAUUCAUGGUUCUUUGAUUAAGAGUUAAUCAUCAUAAAUAUUUUACAGCAGAUUCUGAGAAUACAAACUACUUGAAAGUGAGGCACAAUGGGAACUUCAGUCUAACACUGUGAAAUAUGAGGGCAGUCCAAAAGAUUUAGAAAUUCAGUUCAAUGUUAUAUUCACUUUUUAAUCAAUUAUUUAAUGUUUUAAAGAGGGGUGAUUUAAUAUCCUUUAUUUCUUUGUGAUGCAUUUCACACCCAUAUUAUACACAAACCACUAAAAUCUGCCCUCGCAUACAUUGUAAUAAUGCAGUUUAGUCAGUAACCAACCAAUUGGCCUGUGGUAAACAUUGAUUAAUGUGCCUGAAAUCAUGUAUGGCUGGCCAUACAAAUAUGUCUUAGGCAGAGAAAAUGGUUUGGCCGUUUCCCCCAUAAUAACCAUUUUCAGUAUCUCAACACUUAUGCUUAUUUAUCCGAGGUGGGCAAUGGUUUGCUUGUAUAUGUUCCAGCUGGACUGGUGAACAUGAAAUACAGAAAUAUACUGUACUUGUCUCCCUUUCAGUUAAAUUCCCCAUUUUUAACUCAGUCUGUCAGUAUUUCUGUUUCAAAUCUAUUCAAAUCUUUCACUUUGCUGCAUGUUUCAGCUUCAAAUAUUUGUGUGACUCUGAGUUUUGGCUCUGACAGCACUGCGGUGCACCCAACAACAGCUCAGCCACCAUUUGUGGCAUUCUCUCGCUAGGGUCUUGUCAGUAUUAAAAUGUUCGUGUGACUCGUAUCCUAGUGAGAUCCUGUAUUCAGAUGCAAGAGCAAAUGAUUUGGAGAGUCCUUGUAAUAAGACACAGCUGAAUAAUUGCAUUGUUUGUGGAGCUAGAUCAGAUACAAUGACUCAUAGUCACAUGUCUGUCCUUGGCAACCGCGUCUGUGUUUCUGACCGGCACCUGGUGUGCCCUAAGAAACAGUAUACAAUAGGCAUGACGGUGACAGAGAGAGAAAGGGAAGGCCAGUUUUCUGUUUCUCUGUCAUGUGCUGCUUGUUUGUCAUCUAAUUAGCUAUUCAUGAUCUUAAUCAUGGACGUGAAUCUUUCUCAGUUGAUCUGAGAGCAUUCGCCACAUUAAAAACUGACAUUGUGAGUUUUUUAUACUCAUUUCGCACGCUAUUUUUGUCAGUUGAGAGAAAAGUGCAAUGUGGGCCUGUUUUGUGUGAGCCCAUUUUUGAGUUCGUUCAGGGAAUUGGCCCUUAAAUAUUUCACCUGUCCAGUGGCUUAAAAUGACAUGCUUAAGCAGAAUCACUAUUCACUAGUACAAAAUAGAGGUGAAGUUACGUUACAUUUGAAAGUUUUAAAUUUAUAUUAACUUUAUUUUUAUUGCUCAUGCCAUUUUAAACUAACAAAUGAGUGUGUGGCGUGAUCCAGCUGCUUUUCUGCAGGGUUAGUACUCCUGGAAAUUUAAAGUAACACUAACUUUGAAAGGGCAAAAAAUAUGGUAGUUAUGUGGCCUGAUAAAGCUUAGUGUUCUGGAUGUUUCUGAUUAGCUAGUAUAAAGGGAUUCUCUAAAGACACUGAAAAACUUAUCUUAAUGUUUGUUGUUUACUCUUUGUACCUGUUGUCUACUCUUACACAAAAAAGCUAUUAGCGACCAAGAACAAUAACUCUAUCCUGCCAUUUCUGUAUUUUCGAACCAGCAGGCUGGUUCAUUUGAAUCAUUUUUUUUUUUUUUUUUUUUCUUUUGGGGGGGAUUUUUUUUCCUCUCAACCUUGAUGUCAAAUAUUUCUGUGUCUAACAUUUGUCAUGGCAUGAAAUAAUGACCUGUGAUUAUUGUUCUUUUUCUUUCUUCUCUCUUUCUCUAACAAAGACUUUUAUAAUGUUGAUGUUUUUAGUCAUAAUUGACUGUAAUCUGUGAUCUUUCAAAUGUAGAAGAGUGUAUAUAUAAAUAUAUAUGCACACCUACUUGGUCUAUUUAUGAUGCUGUUGCAAGGAGCUGACUGGGGUCUAUAUGCAAAAGUUCAAGUUGGAAGCAAGAUGGAUUAUGUCAUUUAUUAUUAAUUGUAUACAUUUCAAUAAUCUGUAUUCCUUGUUUUCUUUAAAAAUGAGGUGGUUCAGUUAACGUGUUCAU
Molecule: messenger RNA, 4214 nt
Organism: Megalobrama amblycephala (Wuchang bream)
Lineage: Eukaryota; Metazoa; Chordata; Actinopteri; Cypriniformes; Xenocyprididae
Gene: eeig1b
Product: family with sequence similarity 102 member Ab
Exons: 13
Coding region: 694-1890 (398 amino acids)
Source: RefSeq, a predicted model, not a curated record